CGUACUAUCUGGCGGUAACAGGUGUUAGUCUGGUGGCCCGAACUUGUAAAAUCGAUGGAUGGCGCAUCGCCGAGGCGACGCCGAAGGAGAGUACUCUCCUCCGUGAAUGCCUCUGCCACUGGGUUACCCGUUGGGCUUCUCGCACCCCUGUACUCCUCCUACCCGCCUCUCCCCCUUCCCCCCAUCGCACCAAAGUGCCCUCGAAUAUUAUUCCGUCGUAACGGCUGAGGGAGAAGGCAGGCAGUAGCGUCGCAUCAAGAGGCCCAAGGCUGAUGGCAAAAGGUAUUCGCAUCGCUGGAAAAUAAAUCCCCCUGUUUUCUGAAUUCACACCGUCACCGAGGGCUUGCUUAUAUCCCCCCGAUGGUUGGUUUUUUGGAUGAUUCAACGCAGGCGCGAAUAACGUGGAACACGGGGGCGUCGUGAACGCGGCAGUUGCACCCCAGCCACACCCGGACGAGCCAUGUAGUCGGUCUACCCUCCGCACUACGGCGGACAAUUGUUGCUUCUGCGCCCACAGGUGGGUAUACCAUUAAUACUUGGAUAACCAUCGUGAUUUUAAUGUUUAAAACAACACCUGGAUAAAAGACUGAUGACUCAUCGAGUGAUUGAACUUGUGGGGUAUUUUACUAAUGACGAAUUAAUGGGUGAAAUAACGUGAGGGGUUACGGGAAAUUGGCAAAGUGCGUUUUAACCCCCGGGCCGAGUGGAGCAGCCGAUGUGUCGAUGUAGUGGUGGGGAAUACUUAUUGUACAUGAGUAGUGGUGAGGUUUGGGUGUAUGCAUGCAUUUGUAUGUGCCUGCCGGUUGUGCACGGUAUAAUACCACUGGUGGGGUAGUUGGUGGUGGUGCUGGCGUCGGGGAGGGUGAUGCUACGAGUGUAAGGGGUUGCCCAGAGCACACUCUCGCGGGUGGGAGUGAGAGCCGAGUUAGGGGUGAUAUCAGUGCUUUUUUUUCCCCCAUUUUUACUCCUCUUUUAAUGCAUUCACACCCUCCGAGCCAUUGCCGGAGGCUAAUUCCUUCAUUUCGAGAGGGAGCGGAGGGCGGAGGAGGAUAAUUGUGGGGGUGAAUUGUUAGUGAUGCACUAGAAGCUCAACUAUUGUAUUUUCUUAACAAUGAGAAAUUGGUAUGAGACUGAAUAUUGUGAGAAUUGCUGAAGGUACAACGCGUUAUCGACCAACGGUUGAAAAGCUGUGUGCAGCCCCUCUCGACCUGUUGUCCAACUUGUUGCUCGUCCUGUGUGAUAUCCGCCUUUGGGUACUCAAGCCAUUUGGUAUAUAUAUUGAUGCAUUGACGUUUUUGUGGACAGACAUUUUGUUUAUGUUUGGCGUAAAGCUGUCAGUGAUGUUGGCAGAAUGCAGAGUUAUUCUACUACUGAAUUCAUGUUUUUGUCAAUUUUUCAAUUGCGGCCUCACAAGUUGAGAGAAAUGCGAGAAUCAAUAAGAUACUUUGGUGAUCCUAGGUAUAUAAUACAUCAGGAGUUUUAUCAAUGUCAUGAUAAUGAUAAUGUUAUACCAUAGGUUUUAGAGAUAGGCGAGUGACUGAUUAUUCCGAAACAAGAGGAUUAACAUUUUUUGAUUAUAUUGAUGUAAGUAGAUUUAUUGGUAAUUAUCUUCCACCCAUGUGAAUACAACGAAAGCAAUACUUAAAACAAGGUACAUUAUAUAUUAGACUAGGUGUAAGAAGAUAUUGUACACUUGAGAGGGACGAUAAACAAUUAGUGAGGAAUUUAAUAUCGAAUUAUUGUUCACUCUUCGUUGGUAAGGUUAAUAAUUGGGAGGGAUCGCCUCCCUUUUUCGAUAAAGUCCAAUUUACGACCAGUGAUUUUAAUUGAAUUAGCUCACACCCUAGCUCACUUUGUAAUAAAAAAAUAACUUUGACAAAAGGUAUUUUAAUAAUUGGAGUAAUAAAUACAAACACUCUCUGUAAAGCGUGCAACGACGUAGAAUUUAUAGUCUACAAGAAAAGUGAUUAGACUAAAGAGAAUACUCACUCCGCCUCUGUUCAUUAUUGAAAAUAAUUGAUGUGAAGAACCUCUUACGCAGAUUGGUGUUUACAUUUUUAUAUAAAAAAAACAAAAACAAACAGCAAGUAAAGUAGAGCUCAGUGUUAGGGUGUUUAUCGAGUAAACAAAUUGACCUGUAAACCGAAGACACAAAAGUUAUUCAAAAUGCCGAGGUGUUACAUGGUGAAGAAGGCCCUGUGCAACAAGUACAUGAGCGUGACCAGGGGCUUUGAGUCAUGGGGACGAAGUAGGGAUUCACCGUCUCCAGGACCAAGUCAAUCAGUGGUUGAAAAAUCAACGCCACCCUCAGUAUCUCCUCCACCAUCUGUCUCUCCCCCACAAGUUCAAGGAACCUCCACGUCCACCAUGAAAGUGAUAAAGAUGGAGGCUGAGAUUCAUAUAACUGAUUGUAUAACCCAAGUGCCAUCCACCGAGGAAUCCCCAUCAUCAGAAACAUCGCCCGAGCCAUCAUCAGACUCACUACCCGAGCCAUUAUCAGAUCCACCAUCGGACCCACUAUCAGACCCCCUAUCAGAGCCAUCAUCAGACCCACUCUCAGAGCCAACAUCAGACCCCCUGGCAGUACCAACAUCAGACUCCUCAAAAUCUCCUCAAGACUCGUCUCAACCUGUUAUUCAAAUAAUUUCUUCAUCACCACCACCACUAGUUCUAAUUCAACCAGAACCAAUUUACCAGAACAUGAGAAUGGACACAAUGGCGCCAAUGAAUAUUAUUCAGGAGACACCAUUGUUCAGAGACAGAUCAGCGGCUGAGACAGAGGCAGCUCAUGAUCUCCUGGAGUUAUCGAGGUCUCUGCCACCAUUGCCACCACCAAGUAUUGCCGUUGGUCCCCAGAAUGUUCUAGAAUCUCCACCAACUGAUAAUGUCCAGGAGAUAAGUUUCUACCAACCAACGGAAUCACCGAUUUAUCAGGUCAAUACCAUUGAUCUUGGAGGUACAACACUUUAUCAACAACCUACAGGAAUAAUCUACGAGCCGGCGACACUCAUGCAGCAAGGACCAACUGGUGUAUUCAUACCACUCUCUCCAGUUCAGGAAAUACUGGUCGCCUAUACAGCACCAACUAUUCCAUCCAUUCUUGCAUCACAGCCUUCGAUAGGUGCACCACCACUGACACCGCCUACUUCUGAAUGCAGCAGUGAUAUUGAAAAUAAUAAUCCUAACUCACAGCCGAGCUCGAGGGACAAGGAAGUACAGACUAUUACGGAUCAGACGGAAGUCAAGCCCGCUAGCUACACGUUUGAUACACUUCUGGUUUCUGAUGGGAGAUCCAAGAAUAAGAGGGCUGGGGGUAGUGGCUCCGAGGCUGAGGGCACCGCUGAACAACCAGAGACUUCCAGGUCGGGACGGUACAUCUGUUGUGAGUGUGGCAAACAGUAUGCAACAUCUUCAAACUUAUCUAGACACAAGCAGACCCAUCGGAGUAUCGACUCACAGUCAGCAAAAAAGUGCAUCCACUGUGGCAAGGCCUACGUGAGUAUGCCAGCAUUGGCGAUGCACGUGCUCACCCACAAGUUGACCCACAGCUGUGGUGUAUGUGGCAAAAUGUUUUCACGUCCCUGGCUACUUCAGGGACACUUGCGCAGCCACACAGGUGAAAAACCAUACGGCUGUGCCCACUGCGGCAAAGCAUUUGCCGAUCGUUCGAAUCUACGUGCCCACAUGCAGACACACUCGUCCGAUAAAAAUUACGAGUGCCCGAAGUGCCAUAAAUCAUUUGCACUCAAGUCAUAUCUCAACAAGCACCUUGAGUCGGCAUGCCAGAGGGAGAAUGGAGAUGACAGCAGUAAUGACGUCGAUACACCAGGAUGUCAGGUUGAUGCACAGAAUAUCGAGCCAUCGUAUGCACCGCUACGUGGCCCAACGGAGGAGAGCACUUGAGCCUAUCACUGACACGUCAACGACACACAGCACUGACGCUGGAGCCUCCCUACUAGGCGACGAAAAUAAAAAAAAAAAUUAUUAUGAUGAUGUGGAGGAUCCAAUGGGGACACUGUGGAGAAUAAAAUCAUUCGAAGCACCGAGUACUCGUGCCAUAUUCUAGUCACUCCACUGAGACGCCAAUACGCUUAUUUCUUGAGGAAAUUUAUGAUAUUUUGUCAAGAGAUCAAUUGACAUUCCUUAGGUUCCUAGGUGACAGAAAGCAAACAUCGAAAUACAAAAAAAAAAUAUUAAAUGGUUUUCCCUUCCUCAGCCCACCCUCACCCGUCACCCUUAACUAUUACUGUAAAUCUGUCUUUAUCCCGUCUAUCGAGCGGAUUUUAAUAUUUCUAUGAGCCAUAUCGCGUGAUUCACCGUUUUUACAUUUAUUCUCAGGAAGGGGGAACGCAAAGUGUUGAAUUGGUAACGACGAUCGUAGAAUUUAUCCACUCUUUUUUUUCUCCUUUAUUGUAUUUCAUUUUUGGAAUAAAAAAAAAAAAGACGCGGGGAAAUACCUCGCGUGGGUUUCAGGGUAGUUUCAUGACAAUUUAUGUCUUUGAAUCGAUCGUCGUGGUUACAGACUGGGGUUUUAAAGAAGGGGAUGAAGUAUGGGAGGAAAAAGGAUUAUUUUUUUAGUUAAAGUUAGUGCACGAAUUACAUUAUAUACGUCCAGAGUAGAUAGAGUCCUUCAAAUAUUCAAUUAUUUAAUAACUGUUGACGUACUAUUUUUUAUUUUUACGCUAUAUUUUUAUUUGAACUUUUUCACACGUGAAUUCAUCUCGAAAGUUGUUUCUUCAGACUUAUAAGCCCUACAGUUGCCUAAAGCUGGAAUUAUUAAUGCCACCAUAUUUUGUACACAGUUAUGUUACUUAACAUUUGUUAUGCCAUUCGAUAAUGGAUUAUCAUCAACAUUUAACAAGGGAAUGUGGCCCACCUGUUGAAUCCAUAGUGACCAUUAGCAAAAGGGCCACUGUGACCUGGCCUUUCCUGUUCUCUCUUUCUUUUGAAUUAUGAAACAACGCUACGUUUUGUAUAUACAAUACAUCCACCUACGCGUUGGUAAAUAGAUUAUGAGUCACGUUAGUCCCCAUCAUCGAUCGAGGCUUUAUUUUUCCCAGGGGUUCUCCUUGAAGACUCAGUCAAAGGUGAUGAAAUAGCAAUGGGGAAAAAAAAGAAGCCUGAAGGAACGAUUUUUCUGUUAAUUUUUUUUUGUUUUUACGACUUUAUUUGUUUAUGUGCCAUUACCCCUUUGUUAUUUCUGUAUUCUAUCGGCUGAUGGAAAUAAAGGAAGUCUUAAUGAGAUUGUUUGAUGAUCAGUGAUACAAUGAGGCUUUGCUUUUUAUACAUCAAUUAAAUUCUAGUCAUAAUUGCUUUAUCGAUAAGAGAUUUAUUUUAGUUACUAAGGCUUUAGGAUUUUUCGGUCGAUGAUAACUCUCGGUUAGCGGGAUUUUAAUUAAAUCUGUAGAUUUUAAUGAUAAGAAAGAAUAUGUAGGAUUUUAGAUGAUGCAGGGUCGAGCGUCGAGAAUGAGAGGAUUAUGGUUCAGUCGUGCAUUAUUCAACGUAUAUUUCGAGAGAGAAUUUCAAAUACAAAUUUUCAAGAUGAGAUUAUUGGAUGAGAAGGUCUGGAUUAAUGAAACUCAAUAAAUGCACGAGAAAUGCGAUCAUCAAAUGGAUUCUUUGAAUACUUUAUGAAAAUAUUGAAAUUCCGGGUCAAUCCGGGUUAUUUAUUGGAAAUGGACAUUAACAAUUGAGAAAUUCUGUGGAUUUUCUUGAUUUUUAAUAUUUGGUAUUGCAUUGAAUCGAUUGGAUCAUAGGGAUUUAUACACAGUCAUAUGGACGGAUUUCUAGUCACAUCCACUAAUCUAAUCAGUAUCUUAUUCGAGUCAGUACUCGACAGUCAAUCGAAUAUUCAUAUAAGAGAAUAUAUGAUGAUAUCGUAACGAUAGUCAAUAAAUAUUGUGUAGGAUUUUUCUCGGAUAAAGUGGAAAUCGUUGAGAAAUGAAUUUUGCCAGAAAAUUAAAUAACGGAAUGCCGAAAAAAAUAUCUCAAAUAAAUUGAGAAAUUGCUGGCAGUGCAUGUGUUGAGUGUGAGAUAAUUUAUUGAGUGUGUGCCAGAGAAGUGAGUGAUUUUCCUGAUGACAAUUAAAUGAACCUUUUUUAUCCAUUUAUUCGUUACUAACGAGAGUGUGAAAUUUGCAGAGACGUGCAUUAAUGGACAGGCUACAGAACUGAAUACUCGUAGUGGUCGGAAUAAUGUGUGUCAUCUGGUGAUACAAUUAUAAAUACACCGGUGACACUAAUAACAUACCGAGAGGAAAAAAAAUGUGAAAUUGUAAUGUGAGCCUCAUAUAUUGACUAGUGUCUUUUUAAUUCCAUUAAUUAGAAUAAAAUGCUCCUGAUCAAAAGGAGAGCGAAAAAAAUAAUGAAAUACUCAAACACGAUCAUAUCUGACAUUGGCUUUUUUUAGAGUGUCAUAACAUGAAAUAAAAAAUUAAGAUUCUAGGGAAAAAUGAGGUAAAUUCAAAUUCACAAGACGUAGGGUCUAGAAUUAGUGUGAUACAAGGUACGACAAAGCAAUAAUUUAGUGAUUGUAUGAUAUUUGAAGUAGUGAUUAUAGACAACUAAGUUAUCGUACUUUCGGAACCUAUAUAUUUACUCGAUAAAAUCAAUAUAGUUUUGUAGAACGCGCCAAAAAAAUGAAAAAUAAAAAAAUUACAAAAACGGAAAAAAUGAAAAAAAAAAUUGACGGUUUUUUCGAUUUAUGAGCAUUUUUUUGUCGGAUCGAAUGAUCAAAAAUUCAGAAAGCAAAAAUUCAUAACGAAUUUUCCAUUUACGUUGAUUGGAUAAUAAAUUAAUGUGAUUGCACGUAACAGUUUGAAACGCAAACACUCUCGCAAAAUUUCACAUGAGUAAUGAGAAAUAAAUGAAAUUCAGUGAAUGAGAAAUGCUGAUGAUUCAAUAAUUCAUUAACGUAGGUGCCAAAUUUGUGUGUGCUAUUAUCAAAUCGAUAUUCAAAAAAUUUGAACAAUCGAUUAAUGAUGUGCACCGCUGAUUAAUACCGAUUAAUAUCCAGAGAUAACAAUAAAACGUUGGAUGAAUCAGUUUGUGAAGUGGGGAGGGUUACGAGGGGCCGAAGAAUAUCUGCCGGUGCCUUUAUUACAAUAACUACAUCCGAGAAUAUUCAAUAAAGUGCAAACAAUGUUUUUUCCUUCGACUAUCUCAGUGUAAUUCUUGCAAUAACAGCCAUUGAUGCAUACAUAGAAAAAAAGAAUGUUGAGUAAUUAGUGAAAUAAUGGGCCAUAGGCGAGGCAGUGCCGAGUGACCUUCACAAAUGAAUGAGACCAAUGGGAAUAAUAAUAAUAUUACUACGAAAAAAACGCAAUCUGCGUUUUACACAGCUAGUCACAAAUGAACACUAAUUAUCACGUCUGAACCACAGAGUGAAUAAUAGCAGAUAAUAUUUUACAGAGAUUUGCAGAAUACUGCUAGUAGAGAAAUUAAAUUUCAUGGAGGGGUUUCAGGAGAGUAAUCUUGAAUUUAUUUUAGGGGGAACAGCCAUGUAAUUUUAUAUUUCACUGAACAUUCAAUGAAAUUCAACAUUUUCGAAUAGCAGGAAGAGAAUUCCUUCACUGACCGAAAAGUUUCAAUCAAAAUGUUAAUAUUCACUUUCAUAUUGCGCAGAAUUUCCCGGUCUCUUAUGCAAUAGUUAAAUUGUAAUAGAGAGUUUUCAAUCAAUUUAAUUUAACCACAAAAAGCCAUGAAAUUUCAUAACUCACUGAACAUUCGAUGCAAUGCGACGUUUUUAAAGAACAGCAAGAUGACUAUUCCCCAAUGGAAUUGAAUUUUCCUGGAGUAAUUGAACUCGAAUAUUCAAUCUCCAUUAAUUUGUUUCAUAAAAUUGUCAAUUUUCAAGACGGAAUUCUUGAAAUUUCAG
Molecule: messenger RNA, 7875 nt
Organism: Diachasmimorpha longicaudata
Lineage: Eukaryota; Metazoa; Arthropoda; Insecta; Hymenoptera; Braconidae
Product: protein snail-like
Exons: 4
Coding region: 2167-3903 (578 amino acids)
Biological process (GO): regulation of transcription by RNA polymerase II
Cellular component (GO): nucleus
Molecular function (GO): sequence-specific DNA binding; DNA-binding transcription factor activity, RNA polymerase II-specific
Source: RefSeq, a predicted model, not a curated record